Messenger RNA from Capsicum annuum, 2082 nucleotides. Its product is annotated as probable aminotransferase ACS12. Bases 272 to 1867 code for a protein of 531 amino acids. The record is from RefSeq and is a predicted model, not a curated record. NCBI's taxonomy places the organism in Eukaryota, Viridiplantae, Streptophyta, Magnoliopsida, Solanales, Solanaceae. Gene Ontology annotation, molecular function: pyridoxal phosphate binding; L-aspartate:2-oxoglutarate transaminase activity; aromatic-amino-acid:2-oxoglutarate transaminase activity. Gene Ontology annotation, biological process: amino acid metabolic process; biosynthetic process. The transcript is spliced from 4 exons.
AGGCUCGUCCUGCUUAGCCGGUAGAGCACAAGGUUGAGAGCCUUGGGCUCGAGCCCCACGGUCGGCCAAUGAAUAAUAUUUUUUUCGCUCGUCUCUUCUUUUUUGAUUCGUGAAGGGCUUUUCGGACAAUUCAUUACCCCGCAAAACUUUUCACCAACAGAAUCCUAUCUUCCCUCGUCUUCCAAGCAAACCACAAGUCGAAAACAGCAAGCAUAGCUUAAGCCCUCGCCCCACCCUUCCGGCGACAACAUCACCACCUUUCCACCGUCAUAUGACCUCCACUAGCCAUACAAAACCUAAUUCGGACACCGAAAACGACACCGUAAAAUCAUCACCCAGCAAUAGCGGAGGAAUGAGACUCGUUGUGCCAUUACAAGGCGUAGUUCAAGGCCGAGGCGGACUUAUUUUAGGUUCACUCAUUCCUUGUGCACUUUUCUACUUCCUACAAUUCUACUUAAAACGACACCGUCCUAAGCCUUCUGCCUGUAAUCCUCCCUCACCGUCAACUUCAUCGCCCAACUUAGCAGAGUUACACCGUUCGUCUUCCCGUUUAAAUCUGACAACUCGUAGCUCCGUUGGCAGGGUUUUUUUGUCUUCCAGGGCUAGUGUGGUAGCUGCACCGAAUGAUUCACCUUACUACAUUGGAAUGGAUAGGUUCCGAGCUGAUCCGUAUAAUGAAUUGGAUAAUCCUGACGGUGUUAUUGAUCUAGGAAUUGCGGAAAACAGGUUGUCGUUAGAUUUGAUGGAGAAGUGGAUUUCAAGCAAUUUGAACGUUUCAACACUUGGAGGAGUCGGUGAUGGAUUGAAUAUCAAUGGAAUUCUUACGUACCAGCCAUUUGAUGGAUUGACUGAAUUGAAAGUGGCCUUGGCAGGCUUCAUGUCUCAAGUCAUGGGAGAAAAAGUGUCAUUUGAUCCAUCUCGAAUGGUGUUAAUGUCUGGUGCAACUCCGGCCAUUGAGGUUCUGUGCUUUUGUUUGGCUGACCAUGGGAAUGCUUUACUUGUUCCAACACCCUAUUAUCCUGGCUUUGAUAGGGAUAUAAGAUGGAGAACUGGUAUAGAUCUUAUACCUGUUCACUGUCGUAGCUCCGAUGCUUUCAUGGUGGACAUAGCAGCUCUUGAUCAAGCAUUUAGUCAGGCAAGAAAGCGAGGGCAAAAGGUCCGUGGAAUACUUAUCUCAAACCCAUCUAACCCUGUAGGGAACAUACUGAGUAGGGAAAUGCUACAUAGUGUCUUAGAUUUUGCAAGGGAGAAGAACAUCCAUGUAAUAUCAGAUGAAAUAUUUGCUGGAUCUAAUUACGGUGGUGAAGAGUUUGUAAGCGUUGCUGAAAUUCUUGAUGAAGAGGAUGCUGACAGGGACAGGGUUCAUAUAAUAUAUGGAUUAUCCAAAGACCUUUCUGUACCAGGUUUUAGGCUCGGAGUUCUGUAUUCCUUCAAUGAAAAUGUUUUGGAAGCAUCUAAAAAGUUGACAAGAUUUUGUUCCGCUUCAGCACCAACGCAAAGCCUAUUAGUUGCAAUGCUUUCAGAUACUGGGUUCAUCAAGUAUUAUAUGAGAACAAACAGAGAGAGAUUGCGGAAAGUGUUUGACUUAUUCGUGGCAGGUCUAGAACAAUUGGGCAUCAAAUGCAUGAACAGCAGUGCAGGCCUGUAUUGUUGGGUUAAUAUGAGCAAAUUCAUUUGCCCUUAUAAUGAAAAAGGAGAGCUUGAGCUGUGGGAGAAGCUCUUGAAUGUAGCUAAGAUAAACAUGACUCCAGGGUCAGCUUGCCAUUGUAUUGAACCUGGAUGGUUCAGAUGUUGUUUUAGUACGUUAGCAGAAAAGGACAUUCCUUUAGUUAUGGAACGGAUACGUAAAGUUGUUGAACGUAGUUAGGCCUCCUGAUUAAAUGUUUAUAGCUUUAAAAUAGGGUAUGCUGUGUUAGAUGUGUCAUCUUUUUCUGAGAAUGCACUGUUCCUAUAUGUGCAUCAUUGACACUUAAUGCUAAAGUUGCACUCAUGUUGUCAAUUAAAGUUCCAAGUUGUACAGUAGAAUGUGAAACAUGUUGCACAAGUUUAAAUUUAAAAUGGAUAACAGAAAUGACUUUCUUA